Bipolaris maydis ATCC 48331 is the source of this 273-nucleotide messenger RNA. The record is from RefSeq and is a predicted model, not a curated record. NCBI's taxonomy places the organism in Eukaryota, Fungi, Ascomycota, Dothideomycetes, Pleosporales, Pleosporaceae.
AUGAUUGCUGGAUUAAGUGUAGAUCUGAAGAUCGAUGGCUCAUGGCUGAGCGGGUGGGUGAGAUCUGCGAGAUGCAGUGGGGGUGUGGAGAAGAGACAUGUGAGGGAUCGGCAUUGGCGCUAUUGUAAUCGUGACGCGGUAGCGAGGGAGGUUAGAAGCGAGACGCCUUGUACGUAUGUGCUACCGGAAAAUAAAGCCAAAAAUGAAGGCAACUGGCGAAGUGUUAUGGAAGUAGUUGUAGUCGGCUUCACCUGCAUCGUUGGUCUGGUGUGA